GGGCGCUGUUAUUGCGCACCCUGCACAAGCCACUGCCACGUGUUUUUUUAUUUCUGGAUACGCCUGGUUUUCGUUGAUUGGUCCAGUCGGGCCGAGAGCCAGGUGCACUCGCUCGGUGAGCACCAUAUCCUCCAUCCCCCGAACGUGAGUUUUGUUGUUGGGCGCCGCUUCUGUCUGGAGGCGGUCGUCGGGAGAUGGCGGGUCUAGACGAAUGGCCGCAUGGGCGCCAACCCCCAAGGACAAGCAUGUGCUAGCCGGGAAUUGUGCGUCGUCGACUGGUUGCCAAGCUCUCGAGUGAGCGUCAAAACCAUCUCUGUUUCUCUCUCUCUCUCCCUCUCUCCCUCUCUCUGUUGGUCUGUUUUCGGCGCGGCACUUUUGGGGCUGCGCAAUCACUUCAAUCAUGCGGUCCAAAUGGCUGUCUCAUGAAUGGUCGAUGGAUCUGAGAGCACCGGCAACUGCGCGAAUGGUCACAAUCGCUGUCCUUGCCGCCAUCGCCAUCGCCAUCGCCAUCGCCACGAUUCCUUCCAGAGAGAAGCGUUCCUUGUCGUUUUGCUGACUGAUUGAUGACUGAUCAAUCUAUCGGCGCGCUGGGGCUGACCCUCUCCGGUGAGAGCGGGUGGAGCAGCAGGCGCAAUCCUUGCGGGUGGUUUUCCCUCUCGCAUGCGCGUGUGAGCGUUGCGGCGGUCGCGCUCUGUUCUGGACCCCCAUUACUUGCCGUCCUCUCCUUUCACGCAGAUGUCAACGGCGACUGUUCGCGGCAUUUGUCUCUGAUAACAAGAAGGGAGAGCGGGCCUCACGACCUGUCUGCGUGCGCGCAGUCAGUCCUUCUUCAACCCUACGGAAUCAGUCAGGCAAAUCACGUGGUCUUUCGCGCUUAUGUCAGCGCAGAUCGUCGAAGAAGAAUCGCUCUGACGUCUGAUUAGAGGAGAGGUCGAUUGGAGGAGAGAUCGGUGGCGGCGGCGAAAGGCGUUGGGUUUUCGUCUCACUGGUGUGUGAUAGAGUGUCGUUGCACAUCAACCGAGCACGAUGAGUCAGCGGCUGUUAAGCGGGUUUCUGAGAGGAGGGAGAGUCGCAACGGCGGCGCGAUGUCAGCGAUCGACGUGUCGUCGGAGUGGUGCACGCUCCGUGCGAGAUUUCGGGAGCUACACCUCCUUGUACCCCUGCUCUUCCUCUUCUUCCCUACACCCCUCUCGUUCAGGUCUUUGGUCGCUAUCGCCGUUCUCUUCGUCUGCUUCCUCUUCCCCGAUCUGCCGGCCUUUACCAUUGGGAAGAGGCGGUGCGGGUGCGCCUCUCGCGGCGGCGCGUGAUGGCCGCGGAGCAGCAGCUAUCGGAGCCGCUCGCCGUUAUCUUAUCACUGCCGCUGGGAGUGGUGCGACAACGGAUGGGAAAGGCGCAGCGGCUACGGCGGCGGCAUCAGCGGACGCGUCCAGCGCUGCCGCCGCCGCCGCCACCUUUGGCGCGCAAACGCCUGUUCCACUCUCGAAGCUUACCGACAGCUUCCUGAACGGGACAAGCAGCGUGUAUCUUGAAGAACUGCAGCGCACAUGGGAGUUGGACCCCAACAGCGUCGAUCCCUCAUGGGACACGUUUUUCCGCAAUUUCACGGGUCGGCCGGCGGCGCAGGCUGGCGUCUCAGGUCAGACCAUUCAAGAGAGCAUGCGGCUUUUGCUGCUGGUCAAAGCGUACCAGGUAAACGGACACACCAUAGCCAAGUUGGACCCGCUGGGGCUGAAGCAACUUCAAGUUCCGCAGGAGCUCGAUCCUGCUUGGUACGGCUUCACCGAGGCCGAUAUGGACAGAGAAUUCUUCCUGGGUGUUUGGAACAUGUCCGGUUUCUUGUCGGAGAACAGACCUGUGAGAACACUCCGAGCGAUUCUCGAACGACUCAAGCAAGCCUAUUGUGGGACAAUAGGGUACGAGUACAUGCACAUUCCUGAUAGGGAGCGUUGCAAUUGGUUGAGGGAUAAGAUAGAGACACUCACUCCUGGGAAGUAUGGGAAGAAUAGACGGGAGGUGAUCUUGGACAGAUUGAUGUGGGGUACGCAUUUCGAGAAUUUUCUCUCUCAGAAAUGGACGGCAUCUAAACGUUUCGGCUUGGAAGGCUGCGAGACGCUGAUCCCUGGAAUGAAGGAGAUGAUUGAUCGGGCUGCAGACCAUGGAGUUGAGAGCAUUGUCAUCGGCAUGCCGCACAGGGGGCGACUAAAUGUCCUCGGGAAUGUCGUCAGGAAGCCUCUCAGGCAUAUCUUCAGCGAGUUCAGUGGUGGGAUGAAGCCUGCGAGCUCGGACAAUACGAUUUACAACGGGUCGGGCGAUGUAAAGUAUCACUUGGGAACAUCUUAUGAUCGGCCGACGAGGAGUGGCAACCGUAUCCACUUGUCUCUUGUGGCUAACCCUAGUCAUUUAGAGGCUGUGGAUCCUGUCGUCAUGGGAAAGACGAGAGCGAAGCAGUACUAUGCCAUGGACAAAGACCGAAAGCGGAACAUGGCGCUGUUGCUUCACGGCGAUGGCUCGUUUUCGGGUCAAGGAGUUGUUUAUGAAACCUUUCAUCUGAGCGAUCUGCCUAAUUACACGAUUGGAGGCACGAUACAUAUCGUGGUGAACAAUCAGGUGGCUUUUACAACAGACCCCAGAUCAGGUCGAUCUUCACCCUAUUGUACUGAUGUGGCAAAAGCGCUGAAUGCCCCCAUUUUCCAUGUGAAUGCGGAUGACGUGGAGGCCGUCGUUCAUGCUUGUGAGUUAGCUGCAGACUGGAGGAACCAGUUUGGAUCGGAUGUUGUCGUUGAUCUUGUUUGUUAUCGCAGAUUCGGACACAACGAAAUGGACGAGCCGAUGUUCACACAGCCCAGCAUGUACAAGGUGAUCAAGAGCCAUAAGCCAGCUUUGGACCAAUAUCACCAGAAGUUGAUAUCGAUGGGUCAGUUGACGAAAGAGGAGAUAAAGAAGAUGGAGAACCGUAUUUUCGAAAUUCUUAACGAGGAGUUCGUGAACAGCAAAGAUUAUGUUCCUCAGCGACGGGAUUGGUUGGCUAAUUACUGGGCUGGAUUCAAGGGGGCAGAGCAACUUUCGAGGAUCAGGAACACAGGAGUGAAGCAGGAGAUUCUGAGAGAGGUGGGUGCAAAGAUCUCAAGUCUGCCUGAGGGGUUUACGCCCCAUAAGGCAAUCAAGAGGGUUUAUGAACAAAGGGCACAGAUGAUUGAAACUGGUGAAGGCAUUGACUGGGCUAUGUCCGAGGCCUUGGCGUUUGGCACACUUCUGGCAGAGGGGAAUCAUGUCAGACUGAGUGGGCAAGACGUGGAGAGAGGAACCUUCAGCCAUCGGCAUGCAGUUGUGCAUGAUCAGACCACAGGAGAGAAGUACACUCCCCUCGCUCACUUGUUGGAGCAGCAGCGACCAGAGAUGUUCACUGUGAGCAACAGUUCACUCUCAGAGUUUGGUGUCUUGGGAUUUGAAUUGGGGUAUUCGAUGGAGAACCCGAACUCAUUGGUGUGCUGGGAAGCGCAGUUCGGUGAUUUUGCCAAUGGUGCACAGGUAAUUUUUGACCAGUUCUUGUCCAGUGGUGAGACAAAGUGGCUGAGGCAAACUGGUCUGGUAGUGCUUUUGCCUCAUGGGUACGAUGGGCAAGGACCAGAGCACAGCAGUGCCCGACUUGAGAGAUUUUUGCAGAUGAGUGAUGACCAUCCCAUGAAGAUACCGGAGAUGGAGCCAACUCUGCGUACACAGAUCCAGGAGGUCAAUUGGCAAGUUGUGAACGUGACAACACCCGCAAAUUACUUCCACGUCCUUCGCCGUCAGAUUCAUAGAGAUUUCCGUAAGCCAUUGAUUGUUAUGUCCCCAAAGAAUCUCCUUCGUCAUCAAGCAUGCCGCUCGUCUCUUUCAGAGUUUGAUGAUAUGAGUGGCCACCCGGGGUUUGACAUCCAAGGCACACGGUUUAAGAGGAUCAUCAAGGAUGUCAAGAGACACCAGGAUAAGGAGCCUGGAAUCCGGCGGCUUGUAUUGUGCAGUGGAAAGGUGUACUACGAAUUGGAGGAGGAGAGACAGAGAGUAGGGGCAGAUGACGUUGCAAUCUGCCGAGUUGAGCAAUUGUCUCCUUUCCCUUGGGAUCUUGCCAUUCGUGAGGUCAACCGAUACUCCAACGCGGAGGUUGUGUGGUGCCAAGAGGAGCCGAUGAACAUGGGGGCGUGGUCGUUCAUUCAUCCACGGUUGGCAUUGGUCAUGAAGAGACUGAACAGAGGCGGCCAUGAUGAAGUAAAGUAUGUGGGAAGGCCCCCUUCAUCUGCAACGGCGACAGGUUUUGGUGGACUUCAUGCACAAGAGCAGAGAGAAGUUGUCGAGAAGGCCAUGGUGGAGUAGAGUGUUAAGUAAGUACGUGGCAAAGAAUCUUGCGAGGCCGAAUGAGUGAAGCAGCAGAAUGUCUCGGUCAGGGAGGCAGCCACGCUGGAAUUCUUGCGGGAAGCAGGAUCACAUAAUGGUUAAAUAAAUACGCUUUGACAAGUUGUGAGCACCUAACUGUGCUGGUGUACCUCCUUGGCGGGUGUAAUCAUGUGGUGCAAGAAAGCCUGAGUUGAAGUAGGUGAAGCAGAAGACAACCUUGGUCGAGGAGCCGUUUUCUGGAAUGCUUGCCCUGAAUUCUGCGAUAUGACGUGGAAGGCCUAUGUGCGUUUGGCGAGUGGUGGUCACUGACACCUCGUACUUGACAGACAAAUGCCAGCGAUGAAUUCUCAAAGGGUUCGCUUUGUACGUCUGUGGCAAGAUGCGAACGGAGGGUAAGGUACUCGGGAGUGUUGUGGGCUGUUCGAGGGUUUGGAGAUACUGACGCUGAUGACUUGUAUGGCACAGGUAUGAGCACAUCCGCGAUCUUCUUGCGCUACUUCUUGAUGGAAGAAAAUGCCACUUUGUCGGGCAUAGACGGACUGUUUGAGACUUGCCCUUCGUGUUCUUGCUUGCUUAUGACAUUUCAUCCCAUUACAGAAAAGAUUUUUCAACAUUUUGUCCUCCGAUCCUGACAUCUUGUUUUUUGGUGAGUGAUAGAUAGAUCCAUGGGGAUUGAUCUACCAGAGGAGUGACCUAUAACAUAGGGUUGACCUAUUCAUACCCUAUGGUUAAGUGGUGGUAGUUUCCUGUUGUGGAGGUUUGGGAUGCGCCUGUGGAGUGGACCAGAUCCAUGGGGAUGGAGGCUGUUUCAUGCAUGCAGCGGUGGGUUUGGCAGCUUUGGCUGCAUGCGUGGAUAUUCAUCAACGUGCAUGCACAGUUUUUCUUGCCUUGUUGAUAUCAAAACCGAUUGAUCAGGAUCUCUCUACUUCAUUGCUUCCAUGCAUUUGAGGACUGCAGGCUUAGCCUUUCCACAAAGAUGAAGAUUCUCCUUUCUCGAUCAUGGCGCUUUCUGUGCUGAGUGCUUCUUCAUAAUAAGACAUCGACAUCACGUAUUCAUGUUCGUUGGCGCUUUUAUUACUCUUUUGAGCAAGUUUCUCUACCUUGAUGCAGUGAGGAUAUAUAUAUAUAUAUAUGGGCCUUCGAUGAGCAGUGGCUUCGAUGAAGGCUCCAUGUGCAUGAAGGUUUUGUUUCCUCCCUCGAACGUAUUGUUGUUUUUUCUAUUUCAUUUCAUGAAGGAUACCUCAGGGGUUUUGUCCCUGGUGAGGUCUUCCUGACCAACAACGUCGUGUCUGUCGCGGCAGGGUGUGUGAAACGCCGUAUGCUCUCUCCAUGCACAGUGGGGUUGAGUUUUGCACACCGCAUCCGACUUCAAAGAAGACCCUAUUGAACGGUGGUAUGAAUGUGCUUACCCUGAUGAUUACGGUCUUUUCACACAAGCCAAUCGAGCGUUCCUUCUUUCUGUGUUUCGCAAUUAGCUGUUGGUAAGGUGUCUCUGCUUUGCGUCCGGUUAACAGUUUCUUCGGAGAUAGGUAUAACACGAAGAGAAGUGGGAGAGUAAUAAGGGUCGAAUAGGCAUUUUGGAGUACAGUUCCUAGCGUGUUUUGCCAGCUAGCAAGUUCAUCUGUUCUUGUCGGGGGUGACGAAAAAUCACACAAAGAAAGGUGGGAGAGUAACGAGGGUUGAGGAGGCGUUUUGGAGGACUGUGACGUUUUAGGAGUUUCGCGAAUUGCAGUUUCCCUAGCUUCUUUGGCUUGCUAGUCAGCAAGCACGCUCUGCUCUGGUCAGGUGAUGAAGAAUCUUCAUCGUUGGGCUGACACUUCUACCGAGCGGUGUUGAUUGCACAGGGCCCUGUCUGUCAGGAGCCACCCUCUACAGUGUUGCUGAAGCAGUAUCUACCAAGCUGUGCAGGGUAGAGUGCCAAUGUUAGGCGAGAGAGCAGAAAAAGUGAAAAGGGUAAACCACCGGUUCACCGAGCGGAGGUCGGCGAACCUACCUUCCAAGGCUUGCAAGCCUGCAACUGCGCCACUUUUCGAAGUGGCCUGUAGCUGUCGCUACGGGCCCGGGCCGGAAUCGAAAUGCUCGUACUGCGUCAACCGGUAAAUGCAGUACUCUGCUUCGGAUGAACUGAGGGUUUGACAGGAGAGAUUCGAUGGGGAGACAGAGCAAGGGACACAGAGUGGGUGUUGACGACAGGAGGGAUCACAGAGGGAGAGGAGGCACAGAGUGGGUGUUGACGACAGGAGGGAUCACAGAGGGAGAGGAGGAAUUGAGUAGUGUAGGGAAGGAGAAGAAGGGAAGAAGACUCUUGGAGGAUGAAAGGUGGAGAAAGGAAUUCCAUUGUUGUCAGAUGUGAUUCAGGCUGGGAGGUUAUUAUUGUACUGGGAUGUAUGAUGAGGCUAUGAGCCCUCGAGCAAAACGCCAUUGGUCGUCAUCGGUCCAGUAGUGUUGAUCUGGAAUGUAAGCCAAACCCUCCUCUGCGGAGGGGGCCUCGCCUAUGAAACAUUGCUUUGCGCUUUUCAAUGAACCUCUCUAUAAAGUGGAUGGUGGUGGUGGUUUGACUCGACAAGAGUACUGCACCCCCCCGCGUCUUCAGCUUUUCGUCCGUGCUGCAAACUCCUCCUUCCACCGUCAGUCCGCCUGUCGUCCCGGAGCUUUUUAGGAUUUUCUGUCACUGCUUAAAUAUUUGUCCCCCAGUUGAUGGUAUUGCAAUCCCCCCUACUGUUGGUGCAAUCUUUUGUCAAGUGAGAAAGUCAAUAAAUAUUCGGAACUAAUUUAAGAUGGUUGGUAAUGCUCAUUUUUUGCAGGUAGCGCUGUUGUGUCACCACCCACGAACAUGCAAUCAAUAUUUAACGUGAUU
Chara braunii is the source of this 7228-nucleotide messenger RNA. Lineage: Eukaryota; Viridiplantae; Streptophyta; Charophyceae; Charales; Characeae. The record is from the annotation of a GenBank genome assembly.